AUGAGCUACAUCGCCCGCCGUGGUCUCUCGACCCUGAUCCCCCCCAAGAUCGCUUCUCCCAACGCCAUCGGUGCCGCCCAGGAUGCUGCCCGCAUGGAGCGCGUUGUGAGCUUCUACGCCGGUCUGCCCCGUGGCCCUGCCCCCCAGACCAAGGCCACCGGUCUCCUCGGCCGCUACCAGGCUCGCUACUUCAACAAGAACUCCCCCGCCCCUCUGCUCCACGCCAUUGCCGGUAUCCUGAUCAUGGGCUACAGCAUGGAGUACUACUUCCACCUGCGCCACCACAAGAACCACCCUCACUAA
This is a messenger RNA of Penicillium cataractarum, 303 nucleotides long. RefSeq names its product F1F0 ATP synthase subunit f. Gene Ontology annotation, biological process: proton motive force-driven ATP synthesis. The transcript is spliced from 5 exons. The coding region runs from base 1 to 303 and encodes 100 amino acids. Lineage: Eukaryota; Fungi; Ascomycota; Eurotiomycetes; Eurotiales; Aspergillaceae. The record is from RefSeq and is a predicted model, not a curated record.